AUGAUUUAUUUUGAACAAAAAAACCUGGUUUGUUAUCAUGAUUUAACUUACCAUGUUUUUAUCAUCUUUGAUUUUCUUCAAACAUUGAUAGCGGUUGUAACAGGAAAACAUGCUAUUAUUGAAUAUGGAGGUGAAUCAAUAUCCGGAUAUUUUAGUGAAGACAACAUUAAAGUCGGAGAUAUAGUUAUCGAGGAUCAGGAGUUCAUUGAGGCAACUAGGGAGCCAGGGAUUACAUUUUUAGGGGGGAAGUUUGAUGGUAUCCUUGGGCUUGGAUUCAAAGAGAACUCAAUUGAUAAUUCUAUCCCAGUAUGGCUGGUUGGAGUGGGCUUGGCAACCCAAUCAGCAACCUCGACGAACACCUGGUCGAGGACUCGGCAUGCGAGCUCGGCUCGAUAACCCGUUUGAAAAUUACCGAUGAGACAAAUCAUGGGGUUUGGGUAUUAUUUAGAGUUGGGAUCACUUGGUAUUCAUAGG
Messenger RNA from Lactuca saligna, 474 nucleotides. Lineage: Eukaryota; Viridiplantae; Streptophyta; Magnoliopsida; Asterales; Asteraceae. The record is from the annotation of a GenBank genome assembly.